Molecule: messenger RNA, 2085 nt
Organism: Closterium sp. Yama58-4
Lineage: Eukaryota; Viridiplantae; Streptophyta; Zygnematophyceae; Desmidiales; Closteriaceae
Source: the annotation of a GenBank genome assembly
AUGGCGGAUCCUAGAAUUCGUAGGCAAACCUACACAGCCGCAUCGCAGCCUUCCCGCGGGGCGUAUCCGCGCGGAUCUGUUCCCCCGCAGGCGCAACGCGGGGUCGGAUCCAGGGGGAGCGGAUCCGGCCGCGCAAAUGCUGGGGGAAAUCUGGGAUCGGGGGAAAGGCAACCCGCGGAGACCGCGGAGCAGGCGGCGGAGCGGGAACUGCGCGAGCGGAGAGAGCAGGAGCGGGCGCAGGAGGAGCGGGAGAGGGAUGCGCGCGAGCGGAAGGCGCAAGCGGCGGAGCGGCUGCAGCGGGAGCAGCAGGCGGUGGUGUCUCUGGAGCGAUCGGUGCACUCUAAAGCGCGCGAUGUGGAGUCGCUGUCGGCGCAGAGCACGCAGAUGGACGAGCAGGCUUCGGCUAUAAGGGCGAGGGCGGCAGUGCUUCACGCUCACUCACUGCAAGUCAACGGCUUCGGAGCGUACCUUGGGGCUGGGAACCGCUGCCUGCCUCCCAUUGCAUGGAGCGAGCUGCCUGUGGGAAGCUUUUUGGAACGCGCGAGGCUUCAUCCGGAGGGGUUGGUAGCGGUGCUGCAGGGUUCUGUGGAGCGGAAGACGGAGGAGAUUCGGAGGGAGUGUGCGGGGACUGAUGUGGAGGAGGAGGGAACGAGACUAGGGUUUGGGGUUCAAGGGAGGUUGGGGGUGCUGCAGGGUGCUGUGGAGCGGAAGGCGGAGGAGAUAAGGAGGGAGUGUGCGGGGACAGAUGUGGGGGAGGAGGGCUCAAGACUAGGACUGGCCACCCCAACCAAGGCACCUCUCAAUGCGAGUGGGGGAGGAACUGGAAUGCUGGCUGGUGAUUGUGACAACCACAGCGGCAGCGGGUGCGGCACGUCGAAGAAUCUUUUGCGCAAGGCAGCAAAGCAUGCUUCAUUCUCGUCUGCUGACGGUGGUGGUGCUGCUGCUGCUCCUGGUGGGGCUGGUGGGAGCACAGGGCGAGGAGCAAGGGCUGGGGCAAAUCAGCAGCGACAGGCGCCACAGUCAACGCAGGAGCUGGUGCUGGCGAGACAGGGAGAGGAGAGGAGCAAGGGCUGGGGCGAAUCAGCAGCAGCGCCAGGGCCCACAGUCAACGCAGGAGCUGGUGCUGGGCUGGCGAGACAGAAAGAGUAUCGCGACCUGUGCCUGCAGACACAAGUGCUCCAAAAGAAAGUCGAGGCAGUGAGGCUGGAGGUGGAAAGUAGGACCGCUGCUGCAGCAGGCAGGCUAGGGGAUGGGGAUGGGCGAAGAGACGGGGCAGAGGAGAGGGGGAAGGAGGGACAGGAGGAGGGAGGGGCGGAGGGAGAGGAGGGAGAGGGUAGUGAGGAGGAUGUGGAGUUGGGGAUAGCUGUGGCGGAGGCAGAAUUGAGGGUACUUCAGGCAGCGGAGAAACGGCUGUCAAGUGAGGUGGCAGCAGCAGGUGCCACGAAUCGCAGGGUGCUGCAGCAGUGGGAGCGGAUCAAAGGGUUCAACGACGAGCGCAGUAAUAAGUGGGCGGAGUACGAGCUUAUAAGGAGGAUAAACCAGGCCUAUGCCCACAUGUGGUGGAACCUCACCAAUGGGCAGACCCAGAAGGCCCUGGCAGGCCACGUGGCAAAGGCAGGAAGCGCUCUGAUUGGCUCGGUCCGGGCGGCACGGGACCUCGCCACUCACGAGGUGACAGAUGGCGCGGCGCUGCCGCCCUCCUGGCUGUGCCGCCCGGUCUCCUGUAGCUUUCCGUUGCGUAUGGCUCAGUUUGUGGAUGCCAUGUCAGCAGCUGCUGACGUGGCGGCUGGCAGUGCUGCUGAGCUGGAACCCGCUGUUGCCAGCAUGGCACGGCAACUUUCCGGCUUGCAGCAGCAGGCAGAGCAGCAGCACAUGGAGGUGCUAUCGGAGUGGCUGCCUCAGCUGGCACAGCUGCAGGGGCAGGCAAGGCAGCUCGUCUCACGCACUCAUGACGCCUCUGACCUGGUCUCCCAUUGGUGGAAGCAGCCGGCCCUUGGGAUCAUCCCGUGGGUGACAGUGGAGGGGAGGAGCAUGGAGGAGUGGGCAGUGGCUCUAGAGGCAGUUCAGAUGCACAGGGAGGGGUAA